Messenger RNA from Striga asiatica, 1011 nucleotides. The record is from the annotation of a GenBank genome assembly. Lineage: Eukaryota; Viridiplantae; Streptophyta; Magnoliopsida; Lamiales; Orobanchaceae.
AUGGGUUGGAUCAUCCGCCACAAUGUCAACGAAAAUCCUCCUGAAUUCUUAUGCCCUAAUUACAGUUCUGGGUCACAAUUUUUCACCAUACGGAUGUACCAUUCUGGAAAAUUCGUAAAAUAUGGCACCAGGUAUUAUGUUGGGGAAAACAUGAGAGUGAGUCAUAUUGAUUUUUGUGACCCGGAUGAAAUGUCAUUUUUGGAAAUCAUUAAUAUUACUCGGGAUUUGGGUUUAAAGGAAUGCAAGAAGUUUCACGUGAGUACAAAUGGGAUAGAUAAUUGCAGUUCUUUGUUUGAGAUUCAAAAUGAUUCUGAUGCUUUGAAUUUGGUUAACUUUUUGGAUGAGAAUAGAGUGGUAGGCAUUUAUAUUGAGCAUCAAAACAGUACAUUGAGCACCAUUGCAUCUGAACCGCGCAAUGAUUACUUGCCUAGUGUUGAUGAGGGAAUGGAAUUUAUGGGAGAAUCUGACUUGGGUGAAAACGGUAGUGAUGGUGACACCGACAGCGGCCAAUCACUUGGGACAGAUUCUUCCAAGUCAGAGGCUUUUGUAGAGAGCGAUUGGGAGUUUUCUGAAAAUGAUGAUCUUCUUUAUGAAAAAAACAUAGAUGCUGAAGUUGAAUGGGGAGGUUUAGAAAUGAAAGGCUCUAAAAAUAAAUCAAUUUGCAGUGGUAGUGAAAUGGUCCACCGAGUUGAAACUAUUAAAAGCAAGUUACAAGUUGAUGAGCAAUUUAAACUGGGACAAUUAUGCCGCAAAAAAGGUCACAAUGCUAGAGGUUGUCCACUGGUAAAAGAAAGGCGGGACACAAGUUCAGGCUUGGAUAUUCCCCCGCUCAAUGAAGAAAUACAAACACUUCCAAGAAAGGGUUCCAAAAGGAAUAAUUCUGGUCUUACAUCUUUCGAGCAGCCCGAAAAGGUUUCUCGGAACAUGCAAAAACAGAAUAAAACACACGGAGUUAGAAAAAAACUACAAGGGUUUGUUGUUGUGUUUCCAGCUGGAAAGACAUCUCGUUGA